This is a messenger RNA of Plectropomus leopardus (leopard coralgrouper), 1076 nucleotides long. NCBI's taxonomy places the organism in Eukaryota, Metazoa, Chordata, Actinopteri, Perciformes, Serranidae. The record is from RefSeq and is a predicted model, not a curated record.
CACUUGAAGGGAGCUAUUCAAAUAAACUUUCAUCAUCUAAUGUCCUGCAGGAGCAGUUCUCUGAGGUUUUGGACGGCAUGUUCGAGGUGUUGGUCAAACCUCAGGAACACAUCAUAGACCAAGGAGACGAUGGAGACAAUUUCUACGUCAUAGAGAAGGGUGUUUAUGAUAUUUUGGUGGAGAAGGACGGAGUGAGUGUGUGUGUUGGAAAGUAUGACAACAAGGGCAGUUUUGGUGAGUUGGCUCUCAUGUACAACACGCCGCGGGCUGCCACAAUCGUUGCAACACAGGAAGGCGCCCUGUGGGGCCUGGAUCGAGCCACAUUUCACAGACUGAUUGUUAGAAAUAAUGCAAAGAAGAGGAGGAUGUAUGAGGCCUUCAUCGAGUGUGUUCCUCUUCUGAAGUUUCUUGAGCUCUCUGAGAGGAUGAAGAUUGUAGAUGUUUUGGGAGCACGAGUAUUCAAAGAUGGAGAGCUCAUUAUAAUGCAGGGGGAGGAGGCCGACUGUUUCUACAUUGUGGAAUCAGGAGAGGUGAAGAUCAUGAUAAAAAGCAAAACGAAGGCAGACCAGCAGGAUAACGCAGAGGUUGAGGUGGCUCGCUGCUCCAGAGGGCAGUAUUUUGGGGAGCUGGCACUGGUUACCAACAAACCUCGCGCAGCAUCAGUUUAUGCUGUUGGAGAAACCAAAUGUUUAGGUAAGACACCAGUGUUUGUAGUUCUUUGUGUCAGGAGUAACAGCACAUUAAUUUUUUGCAACUCAUUUUCACCUCAAAGAGACUGGCUGAAUACGGGACUCUGGUGCUGUUGAGAGUACGAGGGGCGGUGCUGAAGGCCAAAAUGGGAUGUAGCAGACACAAGAGCAAACACAGUAACUAAUUAAAGCUGCAAGCAGUGAUGAAAGGGCCCUCGCACCCCCAUGUAUGUUGCGGUACUGGUGAACUCCAGCUAAAGCGGUCGUUCGUUUCUGUGAAAGUUGGAUAAUGCACGCAGAGAGUUUGGACCCUUGAGUGAGAUAUUUGACAUGAUGUAGUACUUCCAGAGCCCACUAGAUAUAAAUUCCACGUCAUCUUGAUGUACG